AUGUCCUGUCUCAGCUGCAGCCGAGAAGAGUGUGACCUGCUGACAGUGGUCUCGGGCCCCUUGCCGGGCCAGGUGGUGGCGCCGGUGUCCGGGAGCAGCCUGGGUGUGUGGCGUGCGGAGAUCAAGCCAAGGGUGCGUGAGAUCCACCUAUGCAAGGACUAGCGUGGCAAGACGGGGCUGCGACUGCGGGCCAUCGACAAGGGGCUCUUUGUGCAGUUGGUCCAGGUCAGUACUCCCGCAUCCCUUGUGGGGCUGUGCUUUGGGGACCAGAUCCUGCAGAUUGAUGGGCGUGACAGUGCUGGGUGGAGCACAGACAAAGCACACCGGGCAGUGAAGAGGGCCUCAGUGGUGAUCAUCAUGGUUGUUCGGAACAGGCCAUUCCAGCGGACUGUCACCAUGCACAAGGACAGCACUGGCCACGUUGGUUUCAUCAUUAAGAAGGGGAAGGUGGCCUCUGUAGUCAAAGGGAGUUCUAUGGCCCGCAGUGGGCUCCUCACCAACCACUGUGUGUGGGAAGUGAAUGGGCAGAAUGUCAUCCGGCUGAAGGACAAAGAGGUCAUGAAGAUUCUGGAGAUGGCCGGGAAUGUUGUCACACUGACCAUCAUCCCAGCUGUGAUCUAUGAGCACAUGGUCAAAAAGCUGUCCCAGGCUGUGCUCCACUACACCAUGGACCACGCCAUCCCAGAUGCCUGCCGUCACAGGAGGGCAGCUGAGCCCUCCCACCCUCCUGCAGGAAAGGAAGAGCCCCUCAAGGAUGAGUUUCAGAGGCCUGCCGCCUGGGAGCCGGGAUGGGGGUCUUGA
Miniopterus natalensis is the source of this 801-nucleotide messenger RNA. RefSeq names its product syndecan binding protein 2 (gene SDCBP2). Gene Ontology annotation, cellular component: plasma membrane; cytoplasm. Gene Ontology annotation, molecular function: protein binding. NCBI's taxonomy places the organism in Eukaryota, Metazoa, Chordata, Mammalia, Chiroptera, Miniopteridae. The record is from RefSeq and is a predicted model, not a curated record.